Megalops cyprinoides (Indo-Pacific tarpon) is the source of this 2707-nucleotide messenger RNA. RefSeq names its product C1D nuclear receptor corepressor (gene c1d). The coding region runs from base 46 to 489 and encodes 147 amino acids. Gene Ontology annotation, cellular component: exosome (RNase complex); nucleolus. Gene Ontology annotation, biological process: maturation of 5.8S rRNA; regulation of gene expression. The transcript has 5 exons. The record is from RefSeq and is a predicted model, not a curated record. Gene Ontology annotation, molecular function: RNA binding; DNA binding. NCBI's taxonomy places the organism in Eukaryota, Metazoa, Chordata, Actinopteri, Elopiformes, Megalopidae.
UCUUUCGCAGCAGCUGAGAAAAACGUGUACACGGGAGCAGAGAAAAUGGCGGAUGAAGAUGGAAGUGUGGAAGACUAUCCGACUGAGAUUGAUGAGUAUCUGACAGGAUUCGACUCUUCCGUAACUUCAGUCAACAAAAUGGUGCAGACUUUGAUGUCCGUGUCCAGAAACGAGCUCCUCCAGAAACUGGAUCCCCUCGAGCAAGCCAAACUGGAUCUGAUGUCUGCAUAUGCCCUGAAUUCACUUUUUUGGACAUAUUUGGUGACACAAGGAGUAAAUCCAAAAGAACAUGGCAUUAAGCAAGAAUUGGAAAGAAUCAGAACAUACAUGAACAAAGUCAAAGAAAUCACGGACAGAAAGAAGGCGGCACGUCUUGACAGAGGAGCAGCAUCUCGAUUUGUGAGAAAUGCCCUGUGGGAGGCAGAAGGCGAAAAGUCAAAAGCUACAUCUGAUGACUCCCAUCAGUCUAAGCGGCGGAAGCAGAGUUGAAUCAAAGGGGAUUCACAAGGGAUGAGAAUGAUGUUCUGAACACCAUGGCUGAAAUAGGCAGCAAGGGAAGAAGGCUGACACAGGACAGUGUAGCAAGGAGAUGAUAGUCAUUUUUUGUUUGCUUAUAAAGAAAGUAAUUUACCAUUGAUGAAGUAUUAUAUUUGUAACUGUGUUUGGAGAUGUACAAACAUUUUUUUACAUAUAUGUAGUGCCCUUUAUAUUUAUUCACACAUGAGAUUAAGCGGGAACAAAAAUAAUUACAUGAAAGGAAAUUGUACAUACUGGGUCAUGCUUAUACUUUACUUUUAAUAUUGUACAGAACAAAUUCAGAUUGUCCAUAAAUAAUGCAUUUUAUACCAGAAUGCAUGAAUAUCACAUUUUGUAAAUCUUUUAAUGAUCUUUUAAUUAAAAUCCAACAAAAACAUCUACAUUGAAAGUCUACAUUUUGGAAGCGGGCUGAAAAUGGUCCAAAGCAAUUAUCCAGAUCUACAAAUAAAUGGUUAUCUGAGCACAAAAUCAUUGUUUGUAGCUGGCCUUUUCAGUUUUCAUACCUCAGUCCAGACUAACAUUUGUGAUUCUAACUUGAGACGGCUGUUCAGAAACAAAACCCCACAGAUCUUUUGGAUUCUAUAAGAAUCUUGAGUAAUUCUGCCAGGAGGAGUGGUGAAAUAUCCUUGCUCAGAAGUUCCAGAAGCUCAUGAAAUGGUCUUAAGUGCAGUCCAUGCAGGUGGAGGAUUUAUGCAAUCCUGACUACAGGGGUGCAAAUGUAUGUGACCAUGAUGUCUGGAAGAAAUUUUUAUUAUUUUAAGUUGUUGUUUGGGAACUUUUCUCUGGGUGAUGAUAUCAAGUAGUAGUACAUUCAAAACAGUAAGCAGGAAAAUUGCAAUAUCCAAUCCAAUAUUCAUUUAUUUAAUUGCAUCACAUUGCAUUCAUUUAUUUUCCAGAGUGACUCCCACAAGAAAACAGGAGAGUAUCCAUCCAAGUUAUUUAUCUGUUGUAUAAUAUUAAAAUGUAAUUAGAAAUAUGAACAAACAUGUAGGACACUGUAUAAACAGAAGCAGCAAAUCUUGAUUUCUCUUCUUUUUUGUUGUAUGCAGUAGAUCAUAAGUGGUUUGAUGAAGAAGCGAAGAAAUGCAACUGUCUCUAUGAGCUUGUUUUUUUGUAUUACUCAGUGUCUCCACAGUGGCUGGAGGGCAUAACAUGAUCAAGAAGACUCCCAGCCAAGCUGCAAUGAGACCAAUGCAGAAGAGAUUACUUGGGGUGGGUGGGCAGGACAUUUUGUGGAUUGGGGAAUGUGCAUCUUUUCACAUGGUAUGUAUUCUCUGAAUGGAAGUAGCCUCUUGUAUCUGUCCUUUCCCCAUCUUAGUUUGGAGUCCAUUCAGCUCAGAAGACCUGUCUCACUUUUCUCUGGCACCAAGCUGAGGAGGAACCCUGUCAUGUGAGGGCUCCUCUCAGAACGUAUUGGAAAAGUGUGUGCUUCGAAGUCCUUGAACUUCUAACCAGGCCAUAUGUGCUUACUGAGGAUUAAUGAGGUUACAAACCAGGAAUUUUGUAUGACGGCAAAGUCGAGCAAACAAACUUCAGUCAAGUGACACACAGUAACAUUCCCCAUCUUGAGUCAGUUGUGUUUGUUUAUGCCGUUUGCUAGGAACAUUACUAGUGGGGAAGUCAGCGUAAUAGCUCAUGACAUCAUCAGAGUCGCCCAGAGGCUUGAAGGGAGCAGAUAGGGGUUCCCUGUCAAAGCUCAUCAACUCAAGAUACACUUUAGAAUACAAAACUUUGGUGUCUCGUGGAAAAAAGGAAUUUGGACUGAAACAACAAAUAGAGUGAAGCUGUGUGCAGACUUGUUUGAAAAGUGUCGGUCCAAGGCAGAUGGGGAAAGUGUGUGUUGGAGAGUGCAGGGCACGAAAAAAAUGUUGUGGGACUAAUUAAUGCUUCAGAACAGCGUGAGUAUUGUUGCAGUGCUGGAGGGUGUAAUUAGAUGGUAGCUUCAUGAGGAAGCUGCUAUAAUAAGGUGCAGCGCAUUUGAUCCUAGGCCUUGAUAUUGUCGACCAUUAUUAGCUCAGAUGCACCUCUAAAUGCAUGCAUGAAUAUGCUUCACAGAUUUCUGAAUAAGAAAUAAUUAUGCUAUAGGCAACAUACUGAGAUUGAAAGGGGGACAAAAUAUCACACAUUUUUGACAUCUACUGUAGGAUUUAGAAAGUGUUUGAUCCAUGGG